AUGUUCAAGUUGAUGGCAGUCUUCUUCCUUCUCAACCUUCCAUGUGCCAUGGCCAAUUUUGUUGAUCCCAGGUGCUUCUGGAGAGCAAAUUUGAAUGAAGUUGAUGAUAGAGACUUGGGGGUAACUUGUUCCUUCUUCCUUGGAGCAGUUAUAAUGCCUAGUGAGAAAGAUUAUUUCCACCAGACUCUGAAUAUCCUAAAAACAACUAAAAACCAUAAGUAUGCUUUGGCAUUGACCUUUUCAAUGGAUGAAAUCAACAGGAAUCCUGAUCUUUUACCAAAUAUGUCUUUGAUUAUAAAAUACUCUUUGGGCAAUUGUAAUGGAGAAGCUGCAACACCUACAACCUAUUUCUUUUACAAAUAUCCAUAUCUCCCUACCCAUAAUUAUUUCUGUAAUGAAGAGACUACAU
Molecule: messenger RNA, 409 nt
Organism: Mus pahari (shrew mouse)
Lineage: Eukaryota; Metazoa; Chordata; Mammalia; Rodentia; Muridae
Product: vomeronasal type-2 receptor 116-like
Exons: 2
Source: RefSeq, a predicted model, not a curated record